Molecule: messenger RNA, 4761 nt
Organism: Spizellomyces punctatus DAOM BR117
Lineage: Eukaryota; Fungi; Chytridiomycota; Chytridiomycetes; Spizellomycetales; Spizellomycetaceae
Exons: 7
Coding region: 234-4613 (1459 amino acids)
Cellular component (GO): cell periphery; cell septum
Molecular function (GO): chitin synthase activity
Source: RefSeq, a predicted model, not a curated record
ACGAAAAUGAAGGAAGGGGGACUUGGAGAAAAUGAAUCCGUCAUUGAAAUUUGUAUUGGUUAACAGGUCCAUUUGGGGCAUGCGAGGGUCAUUGCGCAUGCGGUUUAGAAUUGCAAAAGCAAGACGGAAGAGCGUUGAAUUAGCGUCAUUACUAGUGUUUUUGUUUAUCCAUUGGUCAUGUCGAUCUGAUAGGUGUGUGAUAUCCAUGUCAGCACUGUCGAAAACUUUCCAUCAUGAAUUCUAUCCCGGUUACUGUCGAGUCUGCCUUACCCCGCAGACGCACGACGUUUGCGCGAGGUGUUGAUGCCACACGUAAAGGGACGUCAGGAGUGGGCGUGCGAAGGCAAAAGACGCUGGUGAGACCUGAACGACAGCGAUCACAGAGGGCACCCAUCUUGCGAAAGGCGACUGCUGCUCCUCCUGCGGCGAGGGCGGGAGCUACCACAUACAGGAUAGGAAGGCAGCUACCAUCUACCGAGGCACUCACUGCUUACACUACUCCCCCUCCACCCUCUCCCGAGGAAUCAAAUUGGUGGACCUACACAUCCCAAUGUAUGACGUGCUGCAUAUGGCCACGAUGUUUGAACUAUAUAAACAUGACGGAUAGGGACGUUCAGCAGGCUUGGCGCGAAAAGGUCGCUCUGUGCAUGAUAAUUGUCAUAUUAUGCUUCUUUGUUGGAUUCUUCUCUCUAGGGUUGAAGCCUGCUCUCUGCCCAGAUGACGGAUCCAGUGCUACGGAUGCGUUCCUCAAUCAAACAGAUCAUACGAGUAUUCCAUAUCGUGACGAUGUCAUCGUCCGCGGAUUUCUCUACGACUUUCAAGACGUGCGAAACCUCCUGGCGCAAAAGAAUGGAAUUGAAAUGUCGGCGGAUUGGCAUGGGAUGGACUUGACCCAACUCUUUGUUUCCAUCCCGGAUGCGUGUGCAGGAUUUGGGAGGGCGGCAUCUCAACCGUGCUCUGUCCCAAGUCGGUAUGUGAAUGGGGCCCCGUUAGAACCUGGACCGGGUCAGGCGUGUCCAGAUUGGAACGCGCUAAGUAGCCUCAAAUCAAAAGGACGAUUAUUUUUCCUAUGGGAUGAAGUUAAAGCCAACAAAGCUGCUCCCCACACACUAGUGGUGUAUAACGGGGGGGUCUUGAAUGUCACAGACUAUUUUGGACGGACACCGUUUUUGAAUAAUUCCUCGUCGGGAAGGAGGCUGGAAAAUGGGGUAGGAAAAGACGUUACCUAUCCUUUCACGAUCACCGACGAAGGCAAACGUGCCAUCCAAUGUCUCGCUCAACGUUACCAAGUGGGAUUCGUCGACCGACAGAGCAAUGGGUGUGCCGCUUAUCAGACAAUCAUGAUAAUUAUGCUAAUUGUCGUCUUGGGUGUGGUACUCUGCCGCUUCUUUAUGGCCAUUGCCUUUCAUUAUUUGUUUUCGAAUCCAGUGAGAGUCAGCAAAUAUACCCCCCAUCAUCGUACCGCAGCCAUGAGACAGCAAUGGAAUCCAUAUGGCACAGGAGCAGUCGGAACCAUGCGUGGGUCUUUGGAUUCAUUUCAUGGGAUGCCACACGUUGGACGUACGAGUUAUGGUAGCGCUAUGAGGUCGCAUCCGCGCAUCUCGAGAUCUACUGUACCUCAGGAUAUGUUCACCAUUCUCCUCGUGACGUGCUAUUCUGAAGGGGAACAAGGGAUACGUAAUACCCUGGAAUCGCUAGCUGCAACCGACUAUCCGGAUGAGAAUAAACUGCUGUUUGUGAUUGCUGAUGGACUGAUCAAAGGAGACGACUGGAAAACGAGGAACAAGACGACGCCAGAGGUUAUUGUUGACAUGAUUAUGCAAGAUCCGACGUUACCGGAGCCGGAACCGCGAAGUUAUUUGGCGAUCGCAGAUGGUGCAAAGCAGCACAACAUGGCAAAAGUGUAUGCUGGUCAUUUUGCACAUGAGGGCCGAUACGUCCCGAUUGUAGUCGUCGUCAAGUGCGGUCCCCCGACUGAAAACACCGCCUCGAAUGCCAAACCAGGAAACCGCGGCAAACGCGACUCCCAACUCGUUCUGAUGAAUUUUCUCUCCCGGGUCAUGUUUGAUGACAGGAUGACACCUUUAGACCAUGAACUGUAUCUACGCAUUCAACAAGUCACUGGUGGGGUCACUGCCGACAGGUACGAAGUCAUCCUCAUGGUGGACGCUGAUACCAAGGUAGCCCCCACCUCGCUCCGACAUAUGGUCGAUGCCAUGAAAAAUGAUGAGCGAAUCAUGGGGCUGUGUGGCGAGACUCGCAUUGCGAAUAAGCGGGCGUCGUGGGUGUCGAGGAUUCAAGUGUUCGAGUACUACAUCUCCCAUCACUUGGGGAAAGCGUUUGAAUCCGUCUUUGGAGGUGUAACGUGUCUUCCGGGGUGUUUCUGCAUGUAUCGUAUUAAAGCGCAAAAAGGCCCUUCAACUGUACCGUUACUAGUCAACCCAGACAUUGUUGAAGAGUACUCGGAGAACAUUGUCGAUACCCUCCAUAAAAAGAAUCUGUUACUGUUGGGUGAAGAUCGGUUCCUGACGACCUUGAUGCUUCGAUCGUUUCCGAAGCGGAAGAUGGUGUUUGUCCCGCAAGCCAUAUGUCAUACGGUUGUGCCUGAAGAGUUCAAGGUACUCUUGUCCCAGAGAAGACGGUGGAUUAAUUCGACGAUACAUAAUUUGUUGGAGUUGGUAAAGUUGCGGGAUCUUUGUGGCAUAUUUUGCUUUAGUAUGCAGUUUGUGAUCGCGUUGGAACUCCUCGGAACCGUUGUUCUCCCUGCAGCCAUUGUUUUCCUCUACAUUCUCCUCUUCAGUGCCAUAGCAGGCAACGCCAAUACCCUCCCCCUAAUCAUGCUGUUAUUCUCGUUGGCCCUACCAGGAGUCCUAAUAGCAAUCACCACCAGAAAGUUUAUUUACGUAGGGUGGAUGUUGAUCUAUAUCCUUGCAUUGCCGAUUUGGAACUUUGUGUUGCCGGUAUACGCUUUUUGGCAUUUUGAUGAUUUUUCAUGGGGCCAAACUAGAAAAGUGGAGGGGGAGGGUUCGCAGCGGGCUCACGGGGGACGAGAAGGGGAAUACGAGAUUGGGUCUGUGCAAUUACGAAGGUUUUCUGAAUGGGAACAAGAGCGACUGGGACGUAGUUACGUACCAGGAGCACGCAAGCCUCUACCUCAAAUUCCCGUCGAACCCGAGGCGUCUUUUCCGGGUUCACCUGUGCUGAAUCCUUACGCUCCACCGUCCGGCGGAUCAUUACCCCGUGGGUCGUACUAUCCCGCAUCCCCCGCAUCAUUGCCCCGUGGAUCGUACUAUCCCGGAUCUCCUGUUAUUUAUCCCGUGGAUUACGUGCAACCCGGUGCUAGUUAUGCGCAAGGACCCGAGAUGUACCCGGACCCCCAUUCUGGACCAGAGUACGGUGAUCCCAUGUACGGUGACCCGACGUAUGGUGGAGCCCCGUAUGGUGACCCAGUGUACGGUGGAGCCCCUUAUGCUACCGCAGCGGAUCCAAGAUGGUCGACAGAUCCGUAUUCGUACGGGUACGCAAGCUACGAUCCUCCAAGUUCACCCCACCUUGCUUCAUCCACGUACCAGAUUGAAGAGGUACCACCCAUUUUGAACAAGUUGGGCGCGGCGCCUGUGGAAGAUCGAAGAAGCUGGUAUUUGGACAAGCAUCGGAACCGUAAAUUGUCGAGCAUGCCUCCUGGAGCGAUUCAAUUAAAGGGCUGGAUUCCACCAGAGGAGCGGGUUACGCAUACAGAGGAACGAGUGAGCGAAUCCGAGGGGAAUUCGAAUCAUAUUGUGGGAAAUUCGAGUCAUGUUAUGGGGAAUGCUAGUAAUUUGGCUGUUCCGGUUGUAGAGAUUGUUGCCCCCACGCCUACAUCAGAUCGGUCGACUCCUUUUCACUUUCCAGUUCCUGGCGAGGAGGAGGAUGAGGAGCUUGAUGACGGGCAGCAAAUGGAAAGCAACACUGCGGUAGAUGAGAAUGAGCCGAGACGACCUUUGCCGUUCCCGCUACAACAACAACAACAAGCAGAGACCAAGUCGUCUCCACCGAAACCUAAACCAAAAGGACCAGGCGUACGCGCCAAAUCGACUCUCCCCCAGAUCGUCACUGACACGGACAUUGCUGCGGUCCCUGGCAUCGCGUCCACUGUCCGACGGUUCUGGGAAUCAUUUGGUAACGGAGACGACCAAGACUCGACAUCCCCAUCACGUUCCACGAAACCACGCACGACUCGACCUACUACUACCAAACAAAACACACCACCCCGUCUCCCAACCAAACCCUCCCCACCAUCCCCCUCCAUCCGCACAAGCCUUCCAAAAGAUCCACCCCUCCUCACUCUCUCCAUUGAGAAAACAAGAGCCAAGGACUUAAUCCCCCGGCAAUCCUCUGAACUCACAAACUCGUAUUCAACCCUCCUCCCAUCCUUUUCAUUCGAUAUAAUUCCUGAUACCCCACCACCGGAGGAUACAUUGGACGCCCGCUCUUCAACGAGUUUCUCAUUUGGAGAGAGUAGUGUUGUAUCUGAAGAUCAUGAGCGACGUGUAGAUUUCUUUGGGCCGGGUGGUUUGGGGACGUUGGGGAGGAGGGAGAGGGAGCGGGGUGGGGGGUUGUGGAAGUGGAAGUAAAUCAUUUAUGUUUAGGAGGUGGUAGGACAUGGGACAUGGGUUUUUUGUUUGUUAUUAUUAUGUGAAAUAUUAUCAGCGAGUCAUUGUUGGAUAAUGUUGUUGAAACUGAAUGAUAAACAAAUGACGACAGAUGGGUUUUUAUGACACA